GAGAUGAAAGUGUGAUAGAGAAUCAUCUGGAAAGUAGAGCUACCCCAGCGGAAGAAUGUACGGGAGGUUUUGGAGACAAAGAGAGUCAAGCCAGAGAGGAUCAGAUGUUGCUGACACCAAAUCCAAGAACAACUUCUCCACCUUCUAGUCUGAUUGUCCUUGGUCCUUGUGAUCAAAGGAAUCUGCACAAGGUGCAACCUUUUGUGCCACGGUGGUUCAGUCAACCGCAGCAGUUCCAGAGGCAGAUCAGAGAGAACCUUGUCCCUCUUCAGGAUGUUCCAGUCAUUCACCCUAAGCUGAGGAAGAAGCUGCAAGCCAAUGGAAUAGUGUCUUUCUUUCCAGUUCAGGCUGAGGUGAUUCCAGCCAUCUUGGAUUGUGGGCCCAAUGGGGCUUUAGCAGGCAGGGGUGGCUAUCCCCCAAGCGACAUCUGUGUUUCAGCCCCCACUGGCAGUGGCAAGACAUUGGCCUUCAUCAUUCCAGUGGUGCAGGCCCUGUUAGAUCGUGUUGUCUGCCAUGUACGAGUUCUGGCAGUCUUGCCCACCAAAGAGCUGGCCCAGCAGGUGGCUAAAAUAUUCAACAUUUACACUGAUGGGACUGGGCUGAAAGUUGUCCAGCUUACCGGACAGAAAUCUUUCGUGAAAGAACAAGAGUCCCUUGUUGAGACAACGCUGAUGGGAUUUCGUAGUCUGGCAGACAUUGUUGUAGCCACCCCAGGACGCCUGGUGGACCAUCUCCAGAAAAAUCCCCAGUUCAGCUUGCGAGAGCUUCGUUUUGUGAUCAUUGACGAAGCAGAUCGCAUGAUUGACAACAUGCACCAGGAUUGGCUGCAGCAAGUAGUAGAGGCUGUGCACCGGACUGAAGGGGGCUCUGAUCCCGGUGGGCUGUUUAGAAGGGUGCAGCCAAAUCCCUGCACAGCAGCCAGGGCUUGCUACCCUCGGCUCCCUCUGCAGAGGCUCCUUUUCUCAGCCACUCUGACGCAGAACCCCGAGAAGCUGCAGCGGUUGGACCUCUACCAGCCUCGCCUCUUCAUGCCAGCUCAGUCUGGGAAAGGGAGUGAUGUGCUUGGCUCUCAACCAUGUGUCAGUGAAAAAUACAUUCUCCCCGAGGGACUCUCACAAUAUUAUGUCCCGUGCAGCCUGAAUUGGAAGCCGCUGUUCCUCCUGCAUUUCCUGGUGAGACUGAAAUUCUCCCAAGUGCUGUGCUUCACCAACAGCAAAGAAACCUCGCACAGACUCUUCCUGCUAAUUCAGGCCUUUGGUGGAGUGAAGGUAGCUGAGUUUUCUUCAAAGUUGAGCCCCAGCAAAAGGAAGGUGACCCUGAAGGAGUUUGAGCAAGGCAAGAUCCAGCUUUUAAUCAGCACAGAUGCCACGGCUCGAGGAAUUGAUUUUGGUGGUGUGAAAUGUGUCAUUAGCUACGAUGCCCCUCAAUUCAUCAGAACCUACAUUCACCGGGUGGGCAGAACAGCUCGUGCUGGGAAGGCAGGCCUGGCUUUUAGCCUGCUCCUCAAGCAGCAGGAGUAUAGGUUCCUAAAGAUGCUGAAGGAUGCAGGCCUUCCAGAGUUGCAGCCACAGAUGGUCAAGAGCACCUCCAUUCAGCCUCUCCUCCGGCAGUAUGAAGCAGCCAUGGCCGAAUUUGCACAGACUGUCAAGGAGGAGCAAGUUGAAAAGCGAUCUUAAGGCAGUCUGGAGAAAUGCUUCAUGUAUGCCCCAAGAUGUUGCGAACCAGCAGAACUGGAAUGCAACCCCACGCUCUUGAGGGCACAAUGCCCAGAAGCAGAUAUUUGUGAAGAGCAACCUGAGGACCAAAGAAUGAAUGAAGGGACACAGCCUGCUCUCACUGCGAAGCAGGAAGAAUAAUUUUCAACUCUUAAAAAACAUUAAUAAAAGCCCCUCUGGACAGAAAACGUCAGUCUUUGCGCAGUGCCACUUUCAUGAGCAACCCCAAACAACUGCACAGUCGUACAAAUUAGUAUUUAAAAUGUCUGAAUCGCGUCUCCAAAAUAUGGCAAACUAGUUGUGUGUAAGAUGUCCUUGUGAUGAAAUAACAGCUAUGCUAAUUUUUGAUAUCGUCUGUUUCUAGCUGUGUCUCAAUUAAAAAAUUACACUACUUGAA
Messenger RNA from Thamnophis sirtalis, 2112 nucleotides. NCBI's taxonomy places the organism in Eukaryota, Metazoa, Chordata, Lepidosauria, Squamata, Natricidae. The record is from RefSeq and is a predicted model, not a curated record.